Dermacentor silvarum is the source of this 4418-nucleotide messenger RNA. It is a transcript of the gene Faf2, whose product is annotated as FAS-associated factor 2. Bases 1 to 1419 code for a protein of 472 amino acids. The record is from RefSeq and is a predicted model, not a curated record. The transcript has 12 exons. Lineage: Eukaryota; Metazoa; Arthropoda; Arachnida; Ixodida; Ixodidae. Gene Ontology annotation, cellular component: endoplasmic reticulum. Gene Ontology annotation, molecular function: ubiquitin binding.
AUGGUGCUUUGUGCUAAAUCAGCGCUGGCUAAAUACGCUCAUGUUUGUGUUGUACGCCAGGGGGCGCAGAUGGUCAUUGCAAGCAAAAUGGCGGAAAGCAAUGACUUGUCAGCAUCCCAAACAGAGAAACUGCUACAAUUUCAGGAUCUCACGACGAUAGAAGACCUCGAAAGGUGUAGGGAAAUACUGGACAGGCACAAUUGGGACCUUGAGGUCGCUGUUCAGGACACCUUAAAUAUCCAGGAGGGUUCACCGUCUGUCUACUCACCACCUUCUAAUCGGCAACCAUCGGUUGUGGUCGAUCACGCGGACCAAAGGUUCUUCUACUCUGUCCAGAGCUGGCGGCCCAGCGGUCUUCUAGGAUGGGGCAAAUUCAUCAUCACCUUCCCCUUCUGCUUCUUCUACAGCACCUUGUUAAACAUCAUGCGGUAUGCGUGGAGGAUCAUUUGGCCAGGACCAAGAAGAUUGGGCACAGAUCCCCUAGCUGAUGUGUUGAACUUUAUCCAAAGCUUUGAGACCAGAUAUGGGAGCAGUCAUCCAGUCUUCUAUCAGGGCACAUACAGCCAGGCCCUGAAUGACGCAAAGCGCGAGCUGAAGUUUCUUCUCAUCUACCUGCAUGGCGAUGACCACCAGGACACGCCAAACUUUUGCAGGGAUGUGCUGUCGUACCAGCCACUGGUGGACUUAAUCAAUGGUAACAUGCUCUUCUGGGCGUGUUCUGUCAACUACUCCGAAGGUUACCGAGUGUCGCAGGCACUGCGGGAGAACACAUACCCAUUCCUGGCGAUGAUAGUUCUGCGGGACCACCGUAUGACGGUGGUCGGCCGCCUCGAGGGCCUCAUGGAGCCGGACACGGUCAUUGUGCGACUGCAGCAGAUCAUGGCCGACAAUGAGGCUGCCCUCAUAACAGCUCGCAUGGACAGGGACGAGCGGUCCUUGACGCAGAGCUUGCGGCAGCAGCAGGACGAGGCGUACCAGGCCUCGCUGCUCGCCGACCAGGAGAAGGAGCGGCGGCGCCUUGAGGAGGUCAGGCGGCAACAGGAGGAACAGCAGCGCCAGCGGGAGCAAGCCCUUCAGGAGCAGCAGAAGAAAGAGGAGAUUCAGCGCAUGAAGCUGGAGCUGGUGGAUCAGAUCCCUGAAGAGCCACCAGAUUCAGACCCUGGGAGCAUUCAUCUCGUCAUCAAGCUGCCAACAGGAACACGUCUUGAGAGGCGGUUCAGGCGGUCACAGUCACUCAAGUAUCUGUACUUCUACGUAUUCUGCCAAGCGGAUGCACCCAACAGCUUCGAGAUCAUCACGAACUUCCCACGACGGACACUGCCCUGUGAGCCGACGCGUGAGUGCCCAGAGCCGCCGAGUUUUGCCGAGCUUGGACUUGGGAAGACAGAGACUGUGUUUGUCCAUGACCUGGAGGCGUGAGCAUCACCCCCUUCGCAAGACUGCGCCCCACCGCCCUAGGUUUUUUUUCUUUCUCUUGCCACUGCCGCUGCUGCUGGUUCUCAUUAUUCUUCUCCUGCUGGCAUAAGCUGGUAACUGUUGGCUGCACGCAACAAACAGGCCUAUUUUUCAUCAUCGUUCUGGCCGUUAGUCGUCGUCGUCGUCACGAGACCUCGUUCACUCUCGUACCAUGCGCAGUUACAACUGUGAGUUCAUUCUUGGGCCGUCUUGGAGCAGUCUACUUUAAAAAAAAAAUUUCAGGGUAUGGGGUAAGUGUUUGCUAUUAAAAUCCCUACAGGGAACUCUGGCAAUGUGUUCGUUCCGCUACCAUGGGAAUUAUGGUUAGUACACGGAUUUGUCUGAUCUUCGUACUUGUGGCUUUGUUUACUCUGCUUUAUCUGCCUUUAUUGGUCGAAAGUUCGAAGCAAUGUUAUUUUUCUAAAUACACUUGGAAAUAAGACUCUGCGGACAUGCAUGAUCGCUGCGAAUUGUGUCAUAACUCAAUAGUUUUUUUUGGUAACAAUCAGUAUCAAAGUCUUUGCAAAGCUGUUCGAAGCCAGAAGGAUGGGCAUAUUUGUGUUCUAACCACGAUUCAUGUGGUGGCUGAACGGCCGUUCUUGCCGCUUCCAUGGAAACUAGUGCCGGAGUUCCCUAUAAUAAUGUUUGCAGGAAACUGUAUGGGGCAAAGGGCAGGGAACAAACACUAUGGAGUUCUGUGCGCAAAUGCAUCACGAGAGGCUGCCGAAGACCCAUGUGCGCAUUUUCUUUGUUUUAGUCUCCUUUUGUAGUCUCCUUUCUGCAGUUUUGCACCAUCUGAAUCGUAUAUCAAUGUUCUGCUAGGAAGGCAUCGCAGGUCAGACCCAGCUGCUCUGCCAAUGAUAGUUGCCACUUGUGAACUGGCAUGUGUUGUUAUAACGAGCCUCUUACUUUUCGCUGACUGUGCUUUUGUCAUAAGGAUGCAAAAACACAGCAGCAACUGCAUUUAAAUUAUGUGCUAUUUCGUCAUUGUUCUGUAAAAAAAAAAAGGAAGUCAUGAGCUGCUGUUGCAGCUUCACCUCAGUCGUGGUGAAAGUUGUCUUUACUCGCAAGAUGCAAGUGGUAUUUGCCAAAGACAAUGGACAAUCUAGACCUGUUUAUUACCCGCAGAACUGUAGAAAAGAGGCUGUGUAGGUUUUUUGUGUUUUUUUUUUCCAUUCCGUCUUCCAGUUUUAGUUGCUCAGGAGUUGAUCGAAAAAAUUGUAAUUUGCGAGUGUAAACUCUGUGCUACCUACCUUUGGAAACUUGGUUUCUUCAGGUUGUCUUGGAAUUUUGUUGCCAUUUGUAAAAAAAAAAGGAAUCUUCUUUGACGUAGCAAAUGGCAGAGGUAACCGGCACCUGCCAAUUUAUUCGAUUUUGUCGUUAGUAUUAUUUUGGGGGGCACACAUACAUUUCAACCGCACUCAUCUCUAUGUGCCUGAAUUUAACGACAGGAAGCGUUUCUCAUAGAAAUGGGAAAGCUUCGUUGGCAGUUUAACUGCAACAGGGGCCUCGGCAGGAUGUCGUAAUUGUUUGACUCGAGAUAUUUACCAGUAGCUGUAUGCGAAGCUGGAGCAACAGUUGUAUCAGUUCCCCAUCUGCCUGGCUGGACGUUGGCUAUGUGCACUUUGAAAUGUAUUUUGCUUCCUUUCUUGCUGGUACAGCUACCAUACGACAAGGAUUGAACAGUUAAAUUAGUGUAAGCCACGACACAGAGGAAAGCUUGAGACGAGGGGAUUAACCUACUCGGGCUUGCCUCAGUGUCAGAAGAUGUCAGCUUGCUGCAGAAGCAUGCAGGCCACAUGGCAUGUGGCCAGAGUCGACUCUGAGUCACGAUCAUACUGAUGGUGCUCUGUGGAGUUCGUAGAACGAGAAGGAAUUAUGUCUUCAUUGUCGACAACUCCAAAUGCCCCAGUUUGGUAAGAGCACUCAGUGGACGUUGACGAGUCCUUGCAUUUCAAGUCGUCAGCAGUGUGUCUUCUUCAGUUGACAAACGGGCAGGGAAUGUUGUAAGGCACAAAAAAAUUUCAUUUGCUGUGCUGUGUCUAUGGCAAAUAUAUCUACGAAGUCGUAGCACAUUUGCUUUUGUCUUAACAGAAAUGGCUCCCCGACAAGAAGACAUCAGAUGUACAAAAUAUGUUGUUGAUCUAGCGAGGAAACUGGUUUUAUUUUGACCAGUGGACGACAGAUUCGGCUACUGCAGUUUCUGUCUCUGCGAUAAUGUAUGGCUGCAAUACAUUUCGGAACAAUCAUAUUUCGCGACAUUACAAUAAAAACAUUUUCAUUGUGUUAUUGAACUGAUUACGAAGCCUAGCAGCAGCUCUAGCAACACGCAAAGUGGCUUUUAUACAUCUGACAAAAGCUGCGCAAUUUGUUUUGGGGGAAAGAAAUGUACUAGUGAGGGCUCAUGCAGUCUAAUUGGGCUUGCAAGGGUUAUAUCCUUGAUUAUGCGACAUUGUGGCAUGUACAGUACGAAGCUGACGAUGUUGCGUAAAGUGCUAUAUGCCCUUUUCUUCUGCACCUUUUGUUUAUAGCAUCUUCAUCACUUUGACCUCAUGGUGUUGUGAAUAGAAAAUGUGAAAUCUGCAAGCUAAAUCUUUCUCUUUUUUGUUUUGAAUUUUUACUAUAAGCUAAAGUUUUGACGAGGUUUGUCAUAGCUUUGUAAUGAACUCGCCGGUUACUCUGCAAUGUUACUUUGCUUCUUAUGCGAGCAUUGUUCAUUUGAAAUCAUUUGAUGCUAUGCCCUUUAGGUUCCCUGCUCCCUCACUGUCGUCGGCACCAAGCAGCGUGAUGUAAUUAUUUAUAUGGAGCUGUAUCUACAAGAUUUAUAGAAGAGAGAGAGAAGCUCUGUGGCCUCUGUGAGUGCAAGCGACACACUGGUAGUGUGUUGUCCAGCUACUGACGUAGCCAUGAGCUCAGCUGAUGUGCCUGAUUUUUACAUCAAUAAAAAAAUGGAAUACUGUGUA